AUGGGAUCUUAUCCUAGUUGUUUUUGCUGCCCUAAAAAUUCUUCUAAGGAAUAACAAAAUAAAUUAAAUGAUGAUGAACUACAUUUAGCUUAAUAUAAAUAACCACUUUUUAAUUAAGUUGUACAAAUAAAUCCAGAAGAUGAUUCUUCAUUACUAAUAAUUAUGGCAACAUAUGAAUAAUUAGUUAAUAAAAAAUCAAUUAGCAUAGUCUAUAGUUGCUCAUCAAAUAAAAUAAGUCGCUCGAUUUCUUUUGAUCAUAAUAAUUAAAGAUAUUAAGAAUCUCUCUUUAAUAAAGAUCAUAGGAAAAUUAAAAAAAUGUCAUAUUAUAGAUCUUUGAGUGCUUCAUAAUUUACUUAUAAUUUAUCUAAACAAAGCACUACUUAUAAGCCAAGCAGUAUAUUGAAAAAAAGAUCAAAUACUAAAGUAUCUCAACCCUAGAAACAAUAAAAAAAUAAAGUUUCUUUUCUACCUUUUAUUUUAUAAUGUAAUACUAAUAAACUGAUUGAUUCUUUUUGA
Paramecium sonneborni is the source of this 516-nucleotide messenger RNA. NCBI's taxonomy places the organism in Eukaryota, Ciliophora, Oligohymenophorea, Peniculida, Parameciidae. The record is from the annotation of a GenBank genome assembly.